Aegilops tauschii subsp. strangulata is the source of this 1445-nucleotide messenger RNA. RefSeq lists its product as uncharacterized. Gene Ontology annotation, molecular function: protein binding. The record is from RefSeq and is a predicted model, not a curated record. NCBI's taxonomy places the organism in Eukaryota, Viridiplantae, Streptophyta, Magnoliopsida, Poales, Poaceae.
AGUCCCAAGUCCCACACGACAUGAGUGAGACGACCCGCCGCCGCCGGGGCCGGCCCCGCCGCCACAGCUCGCCGACGGAGCCUGCCGCUCUGCCGGACGACGACGAUCUCCUACGGGAGAUCCUCCUCCGCCUCCCUCCGCAGCCCUCCUCGCUCAUCCGCGCCUCCGCCGUCUGCAGGCGGUGGCGGAGCAUCACCACCGAUCCUAGAUUCCUCGGCCGCUUCCGCGCGCACCACCGCAAGCUGCCGCUCCUCGGCGCCUUCGAGUACAUCCAGGGCGACCUCGUCUUCACCUCCUUGCUCGACCGCCCCGACCGCAUCCCUCCCGGGCGCUUCGACCUGGGACGCUACAGCGACCACCGCGACUACGGCGUGCUCGGCUUCCGCCACGGCCGCGUCCUCGUCUUAGACCAUGUGCGCAAGGACCUCGUCGUGUGCGCCCCCGUCACCGGCGAGCAGCGCCGCGUGGCCGUUCCGCCCGAGUUCAAGACGGUCCACCUCAACGGGGCCGUGCUCUGCGCUGCCGGCGACCCUGGCCACGUGCACGGUGAAUGCCACUCCAGCCCCUUCAAGGUGGCCUUGGUAUCCUUGUGCAGACAUGACUAUAGACCCCUCGCCAGUGUUUACUCCUCAGAUACCGGGGCAUGGAGCAAUCUCGUCUCGACGGCGGCUCCAUGUCAACUGUUUGAUGCUGGUAUGGAUGGCUCACUCGUUGGUAAAGCACUUUACUGGUUGCUUACAACUAUGGAGGCUGGCAUUGUUGAGUUUGAUUUGGAAGAGCAGAGCCUAGUUGUGAUCAAGGGGCCACCCGUUACAGAUGAUUUCCCCGGUGGUGGUACCCAUCGAAUCAUUCAGGCUGAGGAUGGCGCUGUUGGCUUCGCCAUGAUGUCUUACCCACACUUCCAAACGUGGCAAAGGAACGUCGAUGCUCAUGGUGUUGCCACAUGGGUGCCAUGGAAGACCGUUGAUUUGCGUAACAUUCUCGGGCCCCGUCCUCAGAUUGGGAGAACCAGAAGGAUGGCGCGGUUGACACGAGGCUGGGACUAUGUCAAGGGGACGGGAGGUAUAAUGUGCUAUGUUGAGGAUACUGAUGUAAUUUUUAUACAUAUGGACGUCAAUGUCUACAUGAUUCAACUUAAUUCAAUGCAAUCCAAGAGUAUUCCUGGAAAGCGUUUUAGAAGUGCCUACCAUCCAUUCAUGAGUUUCUAUACACCAGGCACAGCCAUUGCUGGUGGAUAUAACGAAGCUGGGAUGGCUGACUGGUUUGAUGUGCGAAUGUGCUGAAACGGUUCAACAUGUGAAGGAACGGCCGCUGCAGUUCUUGCUGAGUCCAUCGCAUCGCAUCGCAUCAAUGUGUUUGACAAACUUUAUAAACUAUCUAAACUAACUUGCUGAAUGUGUGCUAGUCUACCAAAGUUUCGAAUGUAACCGGGUUAAUACAGGGAA